CAGCUCCAUCACUACCAUUCCCCUUUCAGUCACUAGGGAGAGACUCUGAACUGGAAAGCUGCUGUUAUCACACUCAAAGAGUCCCACAGCAGGCUGAUAGGAGCAGAGUCUGCACCGCACCGCCAUCCGCACACCGGCCUGCGGGACGCGUCGCUCUCUCCGCCCGGGAUGGAGAAAGACGCCUCUGAACCGGACCCAUCCCGCCAGCGGAACGGGGUCGUGGGCGUGCUGUACGGAGAGUUCACCGACAUGCUCAACGACAGGGUCCGGUACUCGGUGAGCUUGACGGAGAGCGCUCUGACCGUCCAGAAGAUCUCCUCAUCACCCGGCCGGACUAAGGUGGUUUUUAACUUGACCGACUGUAUCGGCUGCCGGGCUUACAGAGGGCCGGACAGCGCGGACGUCGGAGCCUACUUUACAGCCUAUUUCUACCCAUUCAAGAGGCGCUGGAUGAGCGCCGGAGUGGCCCGGCAGAGAGUGGAGCAGUGCUUUCGGGUCGCGCUGGUCCAGGACCCGCUCGCCAACCUCCAGGAGGCUGAGAGGUGGGCUCGUGCCAUCAGAGAUGCCUCGGUGCUGCGUGCGCCCCGGAGAGACGGUAUGGUUUACGCGGAGGUGCGUCGGCCCUGCCGAGUCAUGAUUCUGGUGAACCCUCACAGCGGCCGUGGCCAGGCUCUCCAGCUCUUUACUGGCCACAUACAGGGCAUGCUCACUGAGGCCGCUGUUCCCUACACACUCGUCAUCACAGAGCACCAGAACCAUGCACGGGAGCUCGUGAGGAAGGCGGACCUGUCGCAGUGGGACGCCCUGGUUAUCAUGUCGGGAGAUGGGCUGCUGUUUGAGGUGAUAAAUGGUCUGAUGGAGCGAGAGGACUGGCAAGAGGCCAUCCAGACCCCUCUGGGUAUUCUACCAGGGGGCUCAGGCAAUGCCCUGGCUGCCUCUGUCCACCACUACUCACAGUCCCCUCCAGCAUGGAACGAGGAGCUUUUAUUGAGCUGUGGCUUUAUGCUGUGCAAAGGUCUGGUUGGCUCCAUGGACCUGGUGUCGAUACACCUGGCCUCUCGGCAGCGCCUCUUCUCCUUCCUCUCCCUGGCCUGGGGCUUCGUGGCUGACGUCGACACCGAGAGCGAGAAGUACCGCCAUGUCGGAGCAAUCCGCUUCCUGAUGGGCACCCUGGUGCGUCUGGCUUCCCUCCGAGUCUACCAGGGCAGGUUAGCGUAUCUGCCUGUUACGGAGGCGCCAAAACGUCCCAAAGGGAGCAUCAAAGCUAACCACCCACCCUCCACACCUCAGCACCCCUCGCUCUGCUCCUCCCUUCCCUGUCGGCUCAUCCCCAACACCUCUCCAAACCAGAACUCUCGCCACAAUCACAACAGCACAAAUUCCAACCACAACACCAUCACCAACUCCUCCAACAACGCGAUCACCACCAAUAGACCUGAGACCCAGAGUGAUGGCAAGACCAGAGCACCGGAGGACUCUCGGCUUCCUGGCCUGGACCAGCCGGUCCCAGAGAGCUGGACAGUGGUCAAGGAGGAGGGCUUUGUCUUGGUGUUGGCUAUUUACCAGUCCCACCUGGCUGAGGACCUGUGGACAGUCCCUAGUGCGAUGGCAGACGACGGGGUGAUUCAUCUGUUCUAUGUGACAGCAGGAAUCUCCCGUCCAGCCCUCCUGCGCCUUUUCCUCGCCAUGGAGAAGGGCAGCCACUUGGAAUGCGGCUGCCCCCAUCUGGUGUACGAGAAGGUGAAGGCCCUGCGGCUAGAGCCCAUCUCUCCACAAGGCAUGAUCACUGUGGAUGGGGAGAUGGUGGAGUAUGGGCCUGUUCAGGCUCAAAUCCACCCAAGACUGGCCAGACUCAUUUGUGGAUGAACUGGGAUUAUCUUAAUCUUUUUCUGGCUGUGGAGCUUUCUAGUUUGGCCUUUCAUAUUCAGCGUCAAUUUCUUUCUGUAUGCUGUGUUUUCAGAAGUGCCAAAGACAUAUUAUCAGCCUGUGGAAAGUCCUGUAUUUUUCUACAGAAACAAUGUGUCUUAUUUUUAUGGACUUCCACCCCGUCCCCUCUUUCCCUCAAUGUUUGGUUCAGGGUCAAAGCAAUGGAUGGUUGUUCUUGCUGCUGGCUGGUCCCAGCUUAGAGAAACGGAUAGAGAUUGUGUGUGUGUGUGUGUGUGUGUGUGUGUGUGUGUGUGUGUGUGUGUGUGUGCGCAUAAGCUAGAGAGAUCUUUAUGUAUGUUUGUGUGUGUGUGUGUGUGUGUGUGUGUGUGUGUGUGUGUGUGUGUGUGUGUGUGUGUGUGUGUGUGUGCGUGCGUAUGUGGAGCUUCGGCACAUACCAGUGGCUGAGGAGUGCAUUGUGCACUCUGCUGUCGGACCUCAUAAGCAUGACACACGUGAAGAGAAGCACAUUUUCCCGUCCUGGGAGGCUCUUGGAGAAACCACGCCCCUUGUCCCCUUUGUCCCACCCCAGGCCAACAAUCUCCCUCUUGGGCAACCGCUCUGACAGCACUGCCUCCCCCUCAGCCUGGUAAAGAGGAGCAUUUUUUUGCUGAGGAGAUAUAAAUCCCCCAGGAAUUGGAUGUUGAAAAAUCUUUGAUUAUAGCUUAUGUAAACUCGAACAAUACCAGAUCCAGUCACACUAAGCAGUGAAUUUCACCCCCCCCUCCUUUAUGUGUAAGAAAACUUCUUCCAGCUGAUCAUACAUGAAGUGCUAGUGGAGCAGAGAGAAACCUGCCACCUCCACCACCGGCCGAUCCACUUCAUGCCCUGUCUGUUCUCUUACCCUGCUUCAUCUGCAACCAUCAUCAAACUGUAGGAACCGCCUCCACUCGCACAUAAACACACACUUUCUUUUCCCCAUCCCCCCUCCUCCUAUGCACAGCUCCUCACAUAUACACACAUACAGACACACACACACACACACACACACACACACACAAUCCCUUGCAUCUCUGCAGCACUUAGCGAGGGGGAGGGGCAUGGUCUGCUACUGUGCAUAUGAUCCCCUCUCCACUUGCCAUCUUAAGAUUGUACUGUUCCUCCCUCCUUUGGUUAAUGAGCCAUCAGCACCUAAUGUGUCCUUAGUAAGAAGCUUUACAUCUGCAAAAGCGUGCAAAAUAGAGUUGUUUAAUCAUAUGGAAGUGAGGAGUGAGUUUCAGCGCUAAACACUUAUUAGACUGAUUGAAGCUCACUUCAGUGCAGAGAGCAGCAUAGGUGAGGGGCGUGCGAUCAAUGUGGGCUGGACCGCUGUGUGGUCCACUGUGUGGUCUUUUUCGCUGGUUGUCGGUGCUGCGGGGAUGAGCAUUAAUGCACCGGAGCAAAGGGGAGUGCAAAGUGCCCUCCCUCCCUCCACACUCACACACACACACACUCUCUCACACCAGUUUAUUUUAGGUCAUGAUGACCGCACCAGAACUGUUACACCCACAGGUAUGCAGCAGCUGAAUAUCAUCACUUAGAGAGUGAGCUGUCUUUUCUGACCUUCUGACCGACAAAUCAUGUUCUUUAAUUGUAAAGAAAUAAAUAAAAACAGAAUGUCAACAGGGUAAAAGAGACAUUACUGAAUGGAUAACAACGCAAUCACCUCUCAAGCUAAAAGUGAAAAGUAGAAUGUUGAAAGGCUAAUGGGGUUCAAAGAAAUGCUGAUUGUGAGAUUUCCCAGGUUUUGGUGAAUACAUCAUUGUCCUCCUGUGUGCAUUAGAGUCAAUGCAAUGAGCUGGUAGCGAACAUCAUUUUCCUGCUGCUUUUGACUGGAGCUUGUGAACGAAGGAAAGUGUUUGGCUUCCUCUGGAACAGGUGUAAAUGUACACCUGUUCCCUGUUAAAUGUAAAUUUCUUCACAUAUUGCAAAAAAAGGAAGGUUACUUUAGGGACUGUACGACAAUUAUCAGGGUGUGGAGGGAGGCUGAGGCUUAUGUUUCACUCUGUGCCCAGCACAAUAGCUCCUUAGGACACUCCCUUUGACUGAGAGAAAAAUGGCUGAACUUCCUUAAUAGACAAAAAUGAUACAACACAUUAAGGCUGGGCGAUAUGGCCCAAAAUUUUAAUCUUGAUUUUUUUUUUUUUUAAGCUUGGGGCCGAUUCACAAUUUUAAUUUACAAAAUGCAACAAGACUAAAACAUGAUUGAAAUAUAGUUUUUUGGACUUCAUUCAAAUGUAUUAAUAAUAAAAACCCGCACCACCUGCGUUAUGCACAUAAAAAAACAUUCCAUACAGCUAUGGACUAAGCAGACAUCCACUUUAAUUAUCAAUUCCUGUAUAAAUAGAGCAGAAAAUAUAUUUGUAUAUAUAUAUAUAUUUGCUAGCAUUAGCUGCCCAGCAGGUAAAGACAGACUAAAUAAAGUAGAAUCCGCACACUGAUCACUAGACUCCUUUAAAAAUUUACUUUUAGUGCACAUUUCAAAAAACUCUCAAAAUAUUUUUUUGCGAAUUUCUACAUUUUACACAUCGUUCACAAACUAAAUGUCACAUUAAUCAAAUUCAUUCAAUAUAUACAGUACAUUGCCCAGCAAAACAUUGCUGAUAUUUGGAAGGUGGGAGCUACUGCGGGCCAGUAAAAAAUGUCUCCCUGCUGAGACAAUUUUUAGUCAGUCACUAGAGAUCUCUUUCAUUCUGCUUCUCAAAACUGACAGCUAGUCUUAGCUAGUCGAUUGUGUUGAGCAAAAUAAAGCCCAGAUACAAAGAAAAGAAAUUUCCCCUCUGACCCAUGGUGUACACCAGAGCCAUCUUUUUGAUGUAAAUAUUUGACCCCCACCCCUUAAUAAUUUCUGUAUACUCCCUAAAUGAACCAUACUUGAAGCUGACCUCUUCCAUCCUCCAGCUUCACUGCAGUGCCGACAGUUUGCCUAAAACUUGAUUUUACAUCCUGAGACAUUUACAUUUGCUGUGUGAUAGUCAUAGCUACAACUGGUGUCCAACAUACUGUACCUUCUGCCAUUACUGUAACCUCAGCAAAGUUAUCCAGGUGCUUUGAAUGCAUUAUCGUGUUCUGCAGGCUGCUCUCGUGAAAUCGCAGCUGCCUGCAUGCACUGUUCAUUACUAAAUGUAUAAAGUACAUCUCAUAAGGGUAGAGAUAAGCUAUGCAAAUGCCUUGUCAUGGCUGCAGACAUCUGAAGUGAGGGGGCCCUCUGCUGGACCACUCACAUGCACUCAAUGAGCGAUCCUGAAAUAUAUCCUCAUGGCGUACAAUGCAAUCUCUGCAGACUGCCACCCCUUUCCUGCUUCUUAUAUUUACAGUCAUGAGUGGGUCACAACAUUAAGCCCAGCUGCAGGAGACGUUUCAUUCUUCAUACAAAUCAUCAAUAAUGGAAGCCAACAUCCAUCUUAUUGUAAUGUAUCGUGAAAGAAAUGUACUUGAUGCUUGCAUAGAAACACAGCUGCAAAUCAUAAUCAAUGUCAACAUCUUGGUGUAGGGCGUCAUUACACUACUGUUAACUUAUGGUACUAUACUGUUCAAGUGUAUAUUCCACUCGUUGCUUUAAUGUUAACAGCAGUUAACACAAAUGUUAAUACUCGUCUUUGUCAAUACUGUCAUGUCAUAGAGUGAGAACUGAAAUGAGAACCAAUGAUGUUUUUAUGAACAUGUUUUCUGUACCGUGGACACUAUGUUGAACUCAAAAUCUCUUGAGUUGUAUCCUCACUUAUAGAAAGCCUGAAAUGUCAUUAUUUACAGAUAGAAGUUGAAUAUUUUAUUCAUUGCUUUGUUGUUUAAUGUGGUGAUAUAAACUGGCUUUUAGUGCAGUAGGUCAGGGGAUCCAUGUGGUGUGGUUGAAUGUGUUAUUCUGUCUAUGUUAGUUUAAAAAAAAAAAAAAUGUAAAUUGUGUGCCACGUAUUUGCAGCUUUUUCACUUC
Molecule: messenger RNA, 5833 nt
Organism: Sander lucioperca (pikeperch)
Lineage: Eukaryota; Metazoa; Chordata; Actinopteri; Perciformes; Percidae
Product: sphingosine kinase 1
Exons: 5
Coding region: 169-1866 (565 amino acids)
Biological process (GO): negative regulation of apoptotic process; cellular response to growth factor stimulus; sphingosine biosynthetic process
Cellular component (GO): intracellular membrane-bounded organelle; membrane; cytoplasm
Source: RefSeq, a predicted model, not a curated record